ACAACAUUCCUUAUUCCUUAUCCUACUUGAUCACUUUCACGUAGAAGAAGAAUGCAGUAUCAAUCAGCAUGGAACUCAGCUGCUGCUGCGGCGGCGGAGGCGUGGGGAGUGGCUGCGGCGACGAGAGGUGACCCACUGGAGAGGGUGGAGAGGUUGGCGGCGGAGAACGCUGUGGUGAUAUUCAGCAUAAGUAGCUGUUGCAUGUGCCAUGCAGUGAAGCGUCUCUUCUGUGGGAUGGGAGUGUCACCGGCUGUGCAUGAGCUUGAUGAGGAUCCACGUGGCAAAGAGAUGGAGUAUGCUCUGGCGAGGUUGCUCGGCGGCGGGCCUGCAGUUCCGGCGGUGUUUAUUGGAGGGAAACUCAUCGGUGCAAUGGACCGUGUGAUGGCUUCUCACAUUAAUGGUACAUUGGUUCCACUUCUGAAGGAGGCUGGAGCUCUUUGGCUUUGAAGAUGGUGCAUGACCUCUCUUGUUCUUCUAACUUUGUUGUUUACUACUCUUAUACAUGAGGAUUUAGAGAGUUAAAAAAAAUAUAUAUAUAUAUAUUUUAAGAGUGAGAAAAUUAAGGGAUACACGUACUGUUUAGAAAAGGAGAGGGAGAGGGAGGGGGUUGUUUUUAUACUUCCUCCGUUUUGGGAUUGUUUGAGAGUUCUUUUUCUUUUGUUUAACUGGGUGGUGAUGGUCUUUGCUUUUGUGGGUCGGUGUGUGGUGUUGUGGUGGUGGUGGUGACGAGGAGGGAAAUGUGAUUUGGUUUGAAAUAUGGUAUAUGUAUAGAAGGCCUUAAAGAAAUCAAAGAA
This is a messenger RNA of Dioscorea cayenensis subsp. rotundata (Guinea yam), 794 nucleotides long. RefSeq names its product glutaredoxin-C1-like. The transcript has a single exon. The record is from RefSeq and is a predicted model, not a curated record. NCBI's taxonomy places the organism in Eukaryota, Viridiplantae, Streptophyta, Magnoliopsida, Dioscoreales, Dioscoreaceae. Bases 52 to 447 code for a protein of 131 amino acids.